Clupea harengus (Atlantic herring) is the source of this 1632-nucleotide messenger RNA. Its product is annotated as ras guanine nucleotide exchange factor N-like. The transcript is spliced from 4 exons. The coding region runs from base 1 to 1632 and encodes 543 amino acids. The record is from RefSeq and is a predicted model, not a curated record. Lineage: Eukaryota; Metazoa; Chordata; Actinopteri; Clupeiformes; Clupeidae.
AUGGCUCAGCUCAGCUGUGUGUCAGAUACAGAGGCUCUGGUGCAGUCCAUGCUGCAGAGGCUUCGGCUUCAGGAGCAAAGAUCAGAGCAGGCUAGCACAACAUCCGAAGACCUCACGCAGACCAUACAAGAGGUGGUUGAGAAUGGCCAUAACACAGAUGAGCAGGUGUCCUUUAAAGUGUCCAGUGAGGUGAAAGAACAUGUGGUUCUUCCUCCACCAAUCAGAGAGGCUGAGAGGGAAUCCACCCGCUGUUCCCAAGGUUACGACAGUAUCUCCCUCAGUGCUUUCGAUCUGGGCUUUAGUACUGGUAGUCUUAUGGAGGAGAUGUUUACCGGAACCAAAUGGAGCACAUUUUUGGCCUCGAGCGACCAGGAGGUCCCAGAGAAUACAAAUGACAACAGCACUUACCUUGCUGCAGCGAAGCAGUGUGAAAACAUCCUGUCACAAGAUGCAAGCAGUCCGCCAGAGAAGAAGCUGAAUAGCGACACUGAAACUAUGCUUGUAGACACCUCUGACGCAGCACCUAUUGUUGACCAACCACUAUACUCUGAGAGCAGCGAACAUAGUUUCAAUCAACUGGCCAGUUCAGGACCGGUCAGCCAUAACCAGUCACUGACCAGUUUAGGACUGGUCAGCCAUAACCAGUCUUGGACAGUGAAGGUGAACUCUGACCAGCCCAGCCCUACUGAACUCAACUCAAAUGAAUCACAGACUACCACAGACAACACUGACCAAUCCAACAUAGGUGAUCAACCUGACCAAUCCAACAUAGGUGAUCAACCUGAUCAAUGUUUCCGGACUGGAUCAGAGUCAAUCACAUGUGAUAUCAAUGAUCGAGAAACACACAUGGAUGAUGUCAACCUUGAUCAAUCUGAGUUUGGAUCACAGUCAAAUGCUGGUGACAUCAAGGAUCAACAAAUACACAUGACUGAGCCAGAUCUCAACCAAACCGGCACAAGUGACAUGAACCCUUACCAAACAGAGAUUACCACCCCAGAUCUCAACCAAACCAGCGCAAGUGACACGAACCCUUACCAAACAGAGAUUACAGCACCACAUCUUAACCAAACCAGCACAAGUGACAUGAACCCUUACCAAAUAGAGAUUACAGCGCCACAUCUUAACCAAACCAGCACAAGUGACAUGAACCCUUACCAAACACGUGACCAGUCUGAGACAGAAGAUAUUACCUCUUGCCAGUCUACCACACCCACCAUCAAUUCAAGUCUCGGUCGUCAAGGUGAUGCUCCCUCCAUCCAUUCAAGUCUCGGUCGUCAAGGAGAUGCUCCACAGUUUAUUCCUCUUCUGGAUUUUUCUUUUCUAAAGACUGGAGAUGAUGUUGAUAGCUCUGCACACAAGAGGAAUAGAAGAACACGCCAUUCUGAGGAGAGAGAAACGUUUAUAGAUGAAGACGACGAUGAUGAUGUUCCCUCUAAGCCUGUUUCUCACCAGGAAGUUAAACCUUCUCCUCCUCCGUUCCCCCCUCCUCCUCCUCCUCCAUCUCAGUUCAGCACACAGCGCUCAAUCUCCUCUGACUCCUCAGCAUCCGUAGAAAUAGUGCCCAAGAAGGUGAGAGUCAAGUCAAGUCAAGUAGCAAUGUGCUCCAUUGUGUUUUAUAUACUUAAUAGAUAG